Lobosporangium transversale is the source of this 1670-nucleotide messenger RNA. RefSeq names its product major facilitator superfamily domain-containing protein. Bases 97 to 1623 code for a protein of 508 amino acids. The transcript has 9 exons. Gene Ontology annotation, molecular function: transmembrane transporter activity. The record is from RefSeq and is a predicted model, not a curated record. Lineage: Eukaryota; Fungi; Mortierellomycota; Mortierellomycetes; Mortierellales; Mortierellaceae. Gene Ontology annotation, biological process: transmembrane transport.
AGCAAUGGCAAAAAAUAAAGGAAAAAAAGUUGAUUUAACAGUAAGAAUUUCUCGUAAAACAUCUAUUUUGUCUUAAACUUGAUUCCAUUCACGUAGAUGUGGCUACAGUGCAUGGCACUGAUUUUACCCCGCGUCCAAGCGCAAUUUGAGGUCCAAGAUCAAUAUAUUGGUAUUCUUUCUAGCUCCACAUUCGUGGGAAUGAUGUUUGGAGCAAUGUUCUGGGGCAUGCUCUCAGAUUCUCAUGGACGCAAGCAGGCUUUUAAUUUUACACUCAUCGUCACAACCAUUUUUGGAAUCGCUGCCAGUUUCGCCAACAGUUACUGGUUGCUAUGUCUCUUAGCCCUUUGCUUGGGUUUUGGGGUGGGCGGGAAUAUGCCAGUGGAUGGUGCUUUGUUCCUUGAGUUUACACCAAAGAAAAGUCAGUAUCUUUUGACCUUUCUAUCAAUUUUCUUUUCAUUCGGUGCGGUGGCAACAUCUAUUCUCGGAUAUAUUUUACUACCACCAUUCAGCUGCGAACUGCCUGUGCCAGGCGGCUGCCAAGAGAAAGGAUGGCGAUACAUGUUUCUUGCAUUAGGUGGUGUGACGCUGUCGAUGGUUGUUGGACGCGUCUUACUGUUCAGAUUAGAAGAAUCACCCAAAUUUCUAUUGAAUCAUAACCGCCAUGAGGAAGCAGCGAUGGUUCUCCGUCGAAUCUAUAAAAUCAACCACCAUAGGAACCAGCAUCGUAACUCAGAAGUUUUUGAAGAGAACAUUGAGACCCUCACUUCUCGAUUCAACUGCUCUCACGUUGCGGAUGAACUUUCCUCACCACGGUCCUCAGAGGAGGAGCUAUAUUCUGACUCUGAAUCUGUACAAGAGACAGAGCCAUCAGAUAAUCGUAAUAACGCCGCAGUAGGGCCUGCUAGAAGGUCACAAGAUGAUAUUCAUCAACGUCCAGGACCAAUACUACGAAGUAAAUACGGGAUGAUGUUUUAUAGAAAACGUCGCCAAUGGCAGCAAAAGAUUGAUGUCGCUAUCUCAAGAGUGAAGCCAUUAUUAUCACCCAGGUUUCGACUUAGUACGAUCUUGAUCUGGAUCAUCUGGGCCUUGGUGGCAUUUGCCUACACAGCAUUUAACGUAUUUUACCCAAAGUUUUUACAGGAACAUGGUGCAGUAGGCAACCAAUCCUUACGACAGGUCUACCUGGAUAUCCUUAUUUACUCUGCUGCUGGUGUGCCUGGCUCGUUUCUCGCCACAAUCAUGGUUGAAGGACGGCUUGGUCGUCGCUACACAAUGGCCGUUGCAACACUUGGAACUGCUCUGGCCGCUGCCCUUUUCGCAGCCUUAAGCAGCCAUGCAGCCAUGACCACAUUCUCGGCUAUUCUUAGUUUAUUGGCCACCUUGAACUAUGCUGUCUUAUACUCGUACACACCUGAAGUAUUUCCUUCUGAGAUCCGUGGUACAGCUUGCGGUGUAGCUGCAGCCAUGUCACGAUUGGCGGGUAUUUUAUCACCUCUGAUUGUUGGAGCCAUGCUUACUGUCAGUACUUAUUUCCCGCUUUAUGCGUCCUGUGUGACUUUCCUCAUUUCCGGUAUUUGUAUGUGCUUUCUCCCUAUCGAGACCAAAGGGCGAGCUGCAGAAUAGAAGGAAAUCAACGAGUGUAAAAAUGAUUACCUAUAAUGUACUUAUUA